AACAGACGCGCUUCCGGGGUGGCUCGCGCUCCUCGGCUGGCUAGCUAGCCGGCUAGCGCUCGUUCCAGCUACUUAUUCAAAUAACCAAUUUAUCAGGGGCUUUACCAAGUUAAAUCUUUUUUUUUACUUGUUUUGAACCAGAUGCGGAAUAUGCUCCGAAGAUCUCUGAGGAGUGACGUAUCACGGAUUCGCAAUGCGACGUAGCGGUGUAUGAAUGAUUAGCUCCAACUACUGCCGUUCACUCACAAGUUUGCUUGGCGAAAGAUCCUGUUGAAUACCUCGUAGUUUGCACUUUAAGGCCAUGGCAUGACAUCCACAUGCUGAGUUUGCCACUUCAGGCUUUGGCGGCUGAGGCGCCCGACUCAUUUUGAUGGCGGUGUUGCGCUGAUCAGGGUCAGCCGCCAAGAUGACGCGCCGCCUGAGCCGGAUGCUUGUGCCCUUGUGUGCAGGAGGCCCGACAUGGACGCCUGCUCUGAGCGCAACAUCCUGGCUGUCGAAAAGCUGCCGAGUAUUAAGCACGACGGACGCCGAUGUGCAGGACUAGUGAACACUCUACACAAGAUCUUCACCAACCAAAACCGUCCCAACAUUCAAUCAAUCAGCCGUCUGGAAUGUGCUGGUUCCUGUCCGAAUUUGAUGAUGAGUAGAAGAGACGUGGCCGACAUGCCGCCCGCCCCUGCAGCGGCUCUAACCCCUCAGCUGCCUCCCCGGGCACACCACCACCAUCGACCUCUCUGUAUGUCGGUGUCAUCAGACAGCAGUGGACGUUUUAGGGCUCUUGAAACGCAGGAAUGGAAGAACAACCUCAAAGCCCAGAUGGAUCAGGCCCACAGCGCAGGCGCCGCCAGCAGCACGGGCUCUCUGGAGCGGGCAUCCCUCUUCUGCGCCUCAGGCGGUCCUGCAAAGACGACCGGUCGCUUCUCACUAUUCUCUCCGCCAUGGAACAUCAGUUCUGAAUCAGACUCCAACCCACCAUCUCGAUCUGGCUCCAAGAAGUUGCGUAAUUACAGCCGGCGGGCAGCCACGAGCCCGGCUUGUGACAGCGAUCAGCACCAAGGUGAGGUUGAGGGCGGCGGGGUUGCCCCACAGCAUUUCGAGCCAGUCAUCUCAAAGGUGACAGACUACAUUUAUGUGGGCAACCUAAAUGCAGCAUACAAUGGACGGGCGCUUUGCCGCAACAACAUCGACAGCAUUAUUGAUAUGAGUGGUGCCCCGGGCCAGGCUGCUCCCACCCUCAGCCUCAUCCCAUGCACUUGCUCGCGUGGUGCGAGGCACAGCUGGUCCCGCCUCAAGGUUGACAUUGGCGAUGUCAAGCAGCGUUGCUUUGAGGACAUCAACGAGUGCAUCCACGCCUCGGCCGGCAAACGCAAGCGGGUUCUGGUCCACUGUAGGGACGGCUUCUCCCUGGCACCCACCUGUGUCAUCCAGUACCUAAUGCUCAAACGCAACAUGAGACUAAUGGCUGCGUACGAGCUCCUAAGAGCAAAAUAUCCCGUUAACAUCCGCGAGUGUCACCGCAACCUGCUGGUCAGCCUAGAGAGGACGCUCAGGCCUGGGGAUGUCGACCCAGAAAGUUUCAAGCAGGCCAUUUCCAGGAAGGUAGCCUGGACCUGACUCAAACACCUGGGACGUUCUAUGGCAAAUGUUACUCAGUCAGCUUGCACUAACGUUACCUAAAGUCGGAGAUGUUUGGCCUGGUUCUGGUUUCAGAGAUUUGCAAUUUGUGCCAUGUUGUGUCUCAACCACCAGGUCAUAUUAGUCAAGAAUGAUUGACUCGAUUGAAUGUGGUUUUGUUACCACACGGUCCAGCAAGGAUUCCUUGAAGGACCUUCAGUAGAUUUUUUUUUUUGUGAGUGCUCCCUGCUCAAAAAUUGAUUUUAAGUCAAUAAAGAUGCUCAUUCCUUAUAUGGUAGUUCCAUGACUAUAUCUCAGAUGAGAUAUGUUACCCGAUUGUGCCGUGUGGAUCUCACAUUGAACUUUUGGUGUUUUCACUUCUGAUGAUUUGGUUUAAGCUCCAUCCCAACAUAAAGGGAUGGAUGAGGCCUGUUUCUGAUUGCAGGUCUGUUUUUGGUACUGGGUGUUGCCUAUACCUCCAGUUGAUAUUUGUAAGCAACCAUUCAAUGGUUAUGUUGAAUGUGCUUUUAGUACCUGGUGUUCUGGUAAUGCCUUGUGGAAGGAAAUUCAGUUUAUCUUUGGUGAAUGAGUUUUUUUGUCUGUUUGUUUGUUUUUAAAGCUCAAUUGAAGAGAUGAGUGUAACUAGUUUUUGGAACCAGCAGAUGUCUUCUUGGGCUCUAGUUUUAUUUCUGUGAGAUUUACUUCCCUACUAAUAGAUUACACUUCAAGACUGCAUCGGAGAUGUGUGAAACAUGAUCAUGGUUCCAGAAAUGUAGCAUUACAUGGAUGGCCCUUCAUUCUUUAUACAGUAAGUGUUCUCUGCCUUAGAUUUGGUCACAACAUCAAGAGAUGAGUAAAACCUAGAAAUUGUUUCAGGGAGCUGCUUAUAGUUCCAGAUGACAUUUCAGCUGUCAUUUAAAACUUGUUAGAAACUAAAUUGUUGACUCUAACGAACAUUGUUUUAGUAUCACAAAAGGAUCAUGGACAUCAAGUAGAUUGUUUUUUUCCUCUUGCAUUUAAGCUAUCUUAACUAUCUUAGUGCAUGUGUGAAUCCUAGUUUUGGUUCCAUAUAUGUCGUAACGCAUGGACAGACCUCCAGUAGAUCCUUUUUGAAUAUACCAUCCAAUAAUUGUCUUAGUUCCAUCUCAACAUUUCAUGAUGCAUUUCUGAUAUCAGGUUGUUUCUUGUGGAACUGUAAUUGAUCUUUUAUGAGUGUUCCCUCCCUACAAUUUUUUUCCCUUCACACCACAAGAUUUAUUAGAAAUCCUUUUUGAUGUUCAGCUGGUUUCUGGUGGACGUCUAGUUAUCAUGUAAAUAACUAUCAGUUUUUAUCUUUGUGACAUCUCAGGAUAUUUGACACCCGCUUCUGAUUCCAGAUAGGUGGUGUCACUCUUGUAGUUGUUAAUGAGCAUUUUCUCUCCAAGAACUCUUAACCCUGCCCUACCACCUCCACCACAACUUCUCAAUUUGUGUGUGUCAUUAUUCUGGCAACAAGCAGUCCAUUUCAGGUCUUUUGGAUGCAACCCCAGUUCAUCCUCUCCCAAACCCUAUUGGUUUUAACUCCCUUGUUAUCAAUGAGAUGAGUGCAUAAAUGUCCUGUCUGCUGCUGGAACAACAAUGUGAACAUGCACACACAGAGUUCUCCUCUGUGAGGAAGAACUUGAUCCUGUUCUCCAUUUGUAUUGCUGGACUAUUUGAUGAUUUUUGAUCUGAUCUGUGUUCACUGUGAAUUUUCUGGAUGUUUUGUGAUCAUUUGAAGGAAGUUCUUGAGGACGAUUCAUGAUAUAAUGAUUGUUCUUCACGACAACAAUAAUUUUACGUUGACACCAUGCAAACUCAACAAAAGGGACAAUUAAUAUGGAAAAACACGUUAGUAGUACAAACAAAUAAUUUUAAUAAUGACACCAGUCCUCAGUUUAACAUCUAUUUAAUCUUAAAACCUAAUUUCUUUUCAUAAUAUUUUGACUUUUGGCUCUGACUCUGUUCUCAAAAGUUUUUACAGCUUCCAUGAUCUGAACGUUUCCUCUUUAACUAGCAUUUUCUUCUGGUAUUGUUACAACUUUGAUUUCUCAUGUAAUUGUACACAACCAGGCACUCAUAAUUGCAGAAUUCUCCUGGUAACAGCAAUAUAAUAUAACCGGUUGAUAAAUCCUCCAUGACCUCCAAAAUAUAGUGUGUGUCAAGUCCCAAUUACUUGAUUUGGGAACUACAUAUCGCCAUCCGGGAACAGUUUUAUACAAAACAUUACAUCAAGUAGGACACAUUUGCGUUUGCCUCCUCCAACGUCUUGCAAGGCUGUCGUGAGUCUUGUUGAGAAGUGAAAAUGAAAUUAUAUAAAACACUAUAGACAUUACAUCACAAACGCAAGGUCUAUAAGAUAGGGUUUUCUUAGUUUUGCUUGUAUUUGUACAGACAUUUUGAAUUUUUUUCUUUUAAUUUAAGAAAAUUAAUUCCAUAUAUUAUAAAUUGCAGUUCCAUUUAAGCCUGUUCUUUAUUAUUGUCGCUUAUUGUCUAGAAAUAUAAAAUUUUCAACAACUUUUUUCAUUGUCUUUAAUGUCAAAUUUGCCAUUUGUAUUCCAAAAUUUACUACCUUUUAAAGUACUGUACAAUCAUGUUCUGGUGAUUAUUCUAUUUGUUUAAUAUUCAGAAAAAUCCAGUGAUAUUCCAAUUUAAUUCUGUAGAAAAAUUUAAUUUUUCUAACCUGACCGUUUUUUUCCUCAAUGUGAUAUCUGCCUACGAUGAUAUUUGACAUUUUACCUAUGAAACACUGGGGGGGAAAAAUCAUGAUUGUGAUUUUUUUGUUUUUUUAAGGAAUCACUUUAAUACUUAAUUUUAAUAAAAAUGCUAGCAAACAAAAGAAUUUAACCAAAUUGAGCCAGAGGUUGGUUAUUACUACAAUCAUGUUUUUUUUUUUUUUUUUUUUUUUUUUGUGUGUGUGUGUCUCCACGCAAACUAAUUAAGGUUCAAUCAUUUCAAGUCAUGGUAAGGGUCAACUAUUUCAGACAAUAAAACAACCAUAAUUUUAGCAACCAAAAGGUUUUUCCAAUCAAAGUCACAUGCAGUACUUUUAUGAUAAAAAUGGUGAAGUUUUAUGUUGUCAAGAGUCCACUUUCUACCACCUUAUGACAAACCUUUUUACGAUAUAUGCAAAUAUUUUACAAGUUAAAUAGCAACGAAAGGAUGUUAACGGUUGAAACGGCAAGAUGUGGAUAUGCUAACAGUGUAACAGUAUGCCGUUUUGGUUCGAUUUGUGAUGUAACAUUUGCACCUUGCUAUAUGCUGUCAAAGUUAACGUCUUACAUUUUUGAGCGCGCAAACGUGAGCUUUUGUGAAUGGUGGCUGUAUUAUAUUAAUGCUUUCUUUGUCCUUUUCUGUGUGCACAUUAAUGUCUGUAGUGAAGGUGAAAGUAAAGGUGAUUCUUUUUGAUGUUCUCAGGUGAUUCCUCAGUGGUCUUACCACGUUUGUACUGUUUGAUCAUUAAAAGCUAACGCGAAAAUACUUUAACUGUUUUGUGUGUGUGCUUGUGCGCAAAUGCUUUAAAGACAUUAUUUUUGUGACUGGUAGGCAUAGCUUGUUGGCUAACUAAGCUGUAGUGGUAAAAACUGGGUCAGGUUUUGAUGAAAGAGUAAGUUGCAGUUGUGCUGAAUAACCACUGUAGCGAUGACAUUGCUCAGUCCUUAUAUACACUGCUGGCCAAAGGUGUUGGCACCCCUGCAAUUCUGUCAAAUAAUGCUUAAUUUCUCCCCCCCAAAAUGAUUGCAAUUACAACAAAUGCUUUGACAGUAAUAUCUUCAUUUAUUUUGCUGCAAUGAAAAAACCACAAAAGAAAGGGGGGAAAUUAAAUCAUUAUCAUUUUACACAAAACUCUAAAAAUGGGCUGGACAAAAGUAUUCAAACCCUUUGAAAAAUCAUGUGACGCUUCUCUAAUUUGUGUACUUAACAGCACUUGCUAUUUACCUGUGGC
Molecule: messenger RNA, 5578 nt
Organism: Corythoichthys intestinalis (scribbled pipefish)
Lineage: Eukaryota; Metazoa; Chordata; Actinopteri; Syngnathiformes; Syngnathidae
Exons: 4
Coding region: 460-1614 (384 amino acids)
Biological process (GO): protein dephosphorylation; negative regulation of MAPK cascade
Cellular component (GO): cytosol; cytoplasm
Molecular function (GO): protein tyrosine/threonine phosphatase activity; MAP kinase tyrosine phosphatase activity; MAP kinase tyrosine/serine/threonine phosphatase activity
Source: RefSeq, a predicted model, not a curated record